AUGCCGGACCUUGAACCGGCCAGUCAGUCGCUUGCCAGGCGCAUGCCAAAGCUGCAGCAAGUCGCCGGUACAACUUCUGUGUCUAACCAUGGCGGAAAGAUUAACAGCUCUCUUUUUCAACGAUGGAACGAUUUUGCAGCCGAAAUUUGGCAAGAACUUCAAUCUGUUGACCUGACUGUCCCCGUUAGCGUCGACCCCAUAAUCGAUAGCUAUAUUGUCGGCAGCGAGCUUGGACUCACGGCAAGGUUCGCGAAGCACGCAUGCGACCCCGUCAACAACGUAUUUAUUGCGAUUAACCACUCAAUGCGCUUUGCAGACCGACAGGUAGCAAUGCCAUCCUCUGCUAUUAUUCCAGAUAUCGUGCUCGUAGAUAACAAUGACGGUACUCCAAAUUUGAAAGUCGCAAUGCCUAUUAAGCUGAAGACUUUUUGGACACUUGGGAUCAUCUCUACGUAUAAGGCCACGAUCUUUGUCAAACGUGUUGGGGAUGCUCAAUUCUCCAUUAGCGAUGUCUUCCUUCAGCAUUCGGUAAGCUCUGCAACAAAGCCAUCGACAAAGGAAGCCAUCAUGGGCAUGGCCCUUAUGGCUAUUUCUCUCGGCCCAUACGUGGAAUCUGAUGACUUCGAUGCUAGACAGCUAUUAUACACAACACUGACAGCUUCAGACCGACCGUCAUUUUUCCGCCUUCGAGGUGAUCAUCCCUCACCCCACCAAGCCAAAAAUCCUACUCAUCCUGCUGGUAAGGAGGUGCAAUCUUCUCUCCCUACACAGUCUUAUUCCGCUUCAGGUGAAUACGGAACAAUCUUCUUUGGAGAAAAUGGUGUUGGGAUGGACUCGGUUACUGUGACAAAGUUGGUCCAUGGGCAAACAAAGGAUACAUUGUUCAAGGAUACUGAUGACCAGACGAAGUGGCUUGACAAGACGAAGGCCAUAUUUGAAGCAGACUGGCAUGGAGAACAGGUUAUCGUGAAAUGCUGGACCGAGUCGGAAAACAACGAGUCGAGCUACUUGAACGAAAGCAUGGUUUAUAUGAAACUCCAGAUUCAGAACCCAGAAGGGUACCCAUUCUUGGCUUCUGGUAAGAGCUGCGGAGAAAUUUGCUGCUCGUCAAUUUUCCCGUUCGGGUACGCCCUUGUCAUAUCGAAGGUAGGGGGUUCUCCCCUACUUGGCCGAAUGACAACGAUGUCAGUCGAACGUAGGGGCUUCAUUCGGAGCCAAAUCCGUCGCGCAGUAAGCGUCUUCCGUGCCUGUGGUCUUAUCAUCACUGAUUGUGGCCCUCACAAUAUACUAUAUGAUGACAAGGAGGAGAACCCUUCAGUUUUCAUCAUCGAUUUCGAGUAUGUCCAAAUCUUUCGAGAUGAGGACCCUACCAAGGAAUUUCCAAUUCAGCCGGAAGAGCUCAGCGUAUUUGGACACCGCAAGGACGAUGACAAUUUCAACUACUUUGAAGACAGCAAUGAUGAUGAUGAUGCUGAAGAUGAUGAGAAUGGUGAGCCUGCUUUCUAG
Molecule: messenger RNA, 1506 nt
Organism: Penicillium taxi
Lineage: Eukaryota; Fungi; Ascomycota; Eurotiomycetes; Eurotiales; Aspergillaceae
Exons: 2
Coding region: 1-1506 (501 amino acids)
Biological process (GO): protein phosphorylation
Molecular function (GO): ATP binding; protein kinase activity
Source: RefSeq, a predicted model, not a curated record